Messenger RNA from Merops nubicus (carmine bee-eater), 1032 nucleotides. It is a transcript of the gene NUDT5, whose product is annotated as nudix (nucleoside diphosphate linked moiety X)-type motif 5. Gene Ontology annotation, biological process: nucleoside phosphate metabolic process; ribose phosphate metabolic process. Gene Ontology annotation, cellular component: nucleus. Gene Ontology annotation, molecular function: ADP-ribose diphosphatase activity. NCBI's taxonomy places the organism in Eukaryota, Metazoa, Chordata, Aves, Coraciiformes, Meropidae. The record is from RefSeq and is a predicted model, not a curated record. Bases 71 to 799 code for a protein of 242 amino acids. The transcript has 9 exons.
UUUCUCCAGCAGGUCUUAUUUGUUAAUUUAAAAUGCAGAAAUGAACCUUUUAACUUUACUCUGAAAGCAAAUGUUGACUUUGUUUCAUAGUAAUCUGGACUUUGCCCAGGAGGAGAAAAGCCUGACUUUCCUGAAAAUGGCAGCUGAGACACCCACAGAAGUUCCCAAAACUGCUAAACAAUUCGUCCUUAAAGAAGAGGUAAUUGUAGAAAGAAAAUGGCUGAAGCUUGAAGAAACAACUUACACCGAUCCCUUUGGUAAAAGCAGAACUUGGGAAACUGUAAAGCGUACUGGCAACAAGAAGGGUGUUUCAGCUGAUGGUGUAGCAGUGAUAGCAGUACUACAGAGAACUCUCCACUACGACUGUGUGGUCCUAGUGAAACAGUUCAGGCCCCCAAUUAAUGGUUAUUGCUUGGAAUUUCCUGCAGGCCUCAUGGAGGAAAACGAGACUGCAGAGAGUGCUGCACUGCGGGAGCUGGAGGAGGAGACCGGGUACAAGGGGGAAGUCGUGGAAUGUACUCCAGCUCUCUGCUUGGACCCAGGUUUGUCAAACAGCACAACACACAUUGUGAGUGUUGUCAUUAAUGGAGAUGAGGCUGAGAACACAAGACCUAAGCAAAAACUUGAUGACGGAGAAUUUGUGGAAGUUAUUUCACUUCCAAAGAACGACCUACUGCAGAGAAUUGAUGAACUCAUAGCAGAGGAACACAUUGCAGUGGAUGCCAGGGUUUACACUUACGCGUUGGCCCUGAAGCGCGCAGCAGAACAACCGCUCCAAGUUCCUUUUAUGAAGUUCUGAAACUAGAGGAUGAGAAAUUUAGAUGAAAACUGCACGGUUCAGAAGUCUUAGAUCUGUAACUUAACUUGUCCUGAAGGACCUUUGCUUUACUUGUAGAGCAAACAAAAGUAUUUGCUGGAAUGAUUCUGAUAUUUUUAACUGUAAUUCUGUGACUGACAAAAAGCAUUCCUUUAACUUCUCAGUCUAUUAAGCCUUGACAGAAUAAUCACAAUAAAAAUGCUGUUUAAUUUUCA